Neurospora tetraspora is the source of this 2025-nucleotide messenger RNA. RefSeq lists its product as uncharacterized. The transcript has a single exon. The record is from RefSeq and is a predicted model, not a curated record. Gene Ontology annotation, cellular component: mitochondrion. The coding region runs from base 280 to 1716 and encodes 478 amino acids. Gene Ontology annotation, molecular function: aminomethyltransferase activity; protein binding. Gene Ontology annotation, biological process: glycine catabolic process. Lineage: Eukaryota; Fungi; Ascomycota; Sordariomycetes; Sordariales; Sordariaceae.
GCAUGUUCGGGUGUUUGACCCCCGGUCUCGGCCAGGAUCGGCAACGAUGACAGACGAUGAUUCAAUUCAGUGACUGAACUUCUUAUCUUAUGACUGUUCUUUGCCAGCUUGCAUCGCAACUUUUUCUUCCUGUAGAUUGUAUCACGUUACCUUAUUUUCUGUGUUCAUUAGCUUGGUUGUAUUCAAACCCCCAAGAUCCAAACUCGGACGUCACCAGAUAAACGACGACAACAGUGAAGAGAACAACAACACUGCUAACAAGACGCCAAUUCAUCAACAAUGCAGAGCUUAAAGUCGGCGUCGGUGGCUAACGCCGUCCGAAGCGCUACCCGCAUCUCCCAACGCUCGGUAUCACGCAAGACCCGCGCUCUCAGCUCGCUCAACAGCUCCGCCAUCACCACCCUUCGUCCCCAGACUACCACUCGCAACGUCUCCCGCACCACAGCCAUCAGCGGAACUCUCCUCUUGCCCAAGACCCAGCAGCAGGCCCGCCAUGGCUCCUCGUCCGCCUCGUCGGAGGCCCUCCAGAAGACGCCCCUCUACGACCUGCACCUCGCCCACGGCGCCCAGAUGGUUCCCUUCGGCGGCUUCCACAUGCCGGUGCAGUACAAGGGUCUCUCAGUGAGCGCCUCGCACGCCUUCACGCGCGAGCACGCCUCCAUCUUCGACGUCAGCCACAUGGUGCAGCGCGUCUUCUCGGGCCCAGGAGCCCGCGAGUUCCUCGAGCGCGUCACGCCCUCCGACUUGGCCUCUCUGGGCGUCCACCGCAGCACCCUCUCGGUCCUGCUCACGGCGGACGGGUCCGGCGGCAUUGUGGAUGACACCAUCGUCACCAAGCUGGCUGAGGACAUGUUCUACGUCGUCACCAAUGCCGGCUGCCGCGAGAAGGACAACGAGUACUUUGAGCAGGAGCUGGCCAAGGCCAAGGAGUCCGGCUUAGAGGUGACCCAGGAGCAGCUGGACGGCUGGGGCCUGGUGGCCCUGCAGGGUCCUGAGGCCGAGGCCGUUUUGGCUGAUGCCCUCGACGCCCUCGACGGCAACACCGAUCUCAAGCAGCUGUACUUUGGCCAGUCGGUCUACGGCAAGAUAAAGCUUGAGGACGGCAGGCUCAGCACGCCCUUGCUGAUCAGCCGCGGCGGCUACACGGGCGAGGACGGGUUCGAGAUUUCGAUCCCGCCAUCCGAGACCGUCGAGGUCACAGAAAAGCUGCUUACCGCGGGCGGUGCCGAGCGGGUCCAGCUCGCCGGUCUCGGCGCGCGCGACUCCCUCCGCCUGGAAGCGGGCAUGUGCCUGUACGGGCACGACCUGGACGAGACCGUGUCUCCCGUCGAGGCCGCUUUGAGCUGGAUCAUUCCCCCGAACCGCCGCAAGGCGGACGCAGGAUACUACGGCGCCGAGACCAUCGUUUCGCAGCUGACUCCCAAGAGCAAAGGAGGAAAGGGCGUCACCCGUCGUCGCGUCGGCUUUAUCGUGACUGGUGCUCCGGCCAGAGAAGGCGCGGAGAUCGUGGCCAAGGGAGACCCGGCCACGAAGCUUGGCAGGAUCACGAGCGGGUGCCCCAGCCCCACCCUGGGGAAGAACAUUGCGAUGGGGUACAUCGAGGAUGGCCAGCACAAGAGCGGGACGGAGGUGGAGGUGUUGGUGAGAGGACGGGCGAGGCCGGCGGUGGUGACCAAGAUGCCGUUUGUGCCUAGCAAGUAUUACAAGUCUGCUUAAAGGACUUAAAAAGGGCGGAUAGGGGUUUAUUGGCGGGGAGGGAAGGGUUGAAUGGUAUAAUGAUGAUGGACAAGGGAGUCCAUUGAUUCAACAACAAUGAAUUUCUGCGGCAGGAAAAAUGAGGGUAUUUAUAGGAUCACGAAUGGCGUCAAACCGGGCACGGCGAUGUUAUAUAUUGUUUUCAACAACUGGGCAGAACAGGACAGCUAAUGGGUGUCUGGAAACUACUGCCUGUUUACCGACGACGGGUUUUGGCAUACGUUGAUGGAGGAAAUACCAGAGUUCUGAAUCCAAUGCCGUCUUGAUGUG